Messenger RNA from Chenopodium quinoa (quinoa), 2388 nucleotides. Its product is annotated as wall-associated receptor kinase-like 20. Gene Ontology annotation, biological process: cell surface receptor signaling pathway; protein phosphorylation. Bases 387 to 2345 code for a protein of 652 amino acids. Gene Ontology annotation, cellular component: plasma membrane. Lineage: Eukaryota; Viridiplantae; Streptophyta; Magnoliopsida; Caryophyllales; Amaranthaceae. The record is from RefSeq and is a predicted model, not a curated record. The transcript has 3 exons. Gene Ontology annotation, molecular function: ATP binding; polysaccharide binding; protein serine/threonine kinase activity.
UAUAUCUAAUCCGUAUCAUAAUACCAAGGAUAUAUCAAUACUAAUACCUAGGAAGAUACAGCUAAUCUAUUAUCAAUAGGAUUCUGGAUUCCUAGUUCCUAUGUACUAUUUAUUUAAUCACACUAAUAAAAAUUUAAUUUCGGAUCCUGUUACCUUAGAUAUGUAAAGUUCAAAUUGGAAAAACAAGAUCUGUUUGUCUGAACUCCAUCAGUCAAACGAGCACCUUUGACAAAUGCCUGAACACAGAAUAAUCAUAGAAUUUGAAUAACCUUCUCCAUCUCCACCAAAAAAAUUAAAACAUACUGUAACAUGUUUUACAUCUGAAAUGACGACCUCGGAAGAAGCAGUACAAUAUUUUUCAGCACUCCGUUGAUACUGUAACACAGAUGAUGGAUGCAGAGAAGAAUUAUAGACAGCUGUUAUUUUUGCAGCUGGUAGUUACAGUAUUUCUUUUUUCGGAUAUUUCUGUUACUCGAGAAGUGGAAGCCAAAAACUCUUGUCCGAAUUGUGGGAAAAUUACGGUACCUUAUCCUCUUAGCAUUUCACAAAGUUGUGGUGACCAAUUAUAUAAAGUACGGUGCACCACGGGAAAGCUAUGGCUUGAUACUCUCAAUGGAUCAUCGUAUCUUAUCACAUCCAUUUCCCCAAAGACCCAACGACUAACCAUACGUCCACAGGAGUACUACCAAAAUAGGUGUGCAAGACUGGACUUAAAAUCUGGGGGAAUCUGGCUUAACCAGAGCCUGCCCUUUAGUAUUAGUAACAGUAAUACUGUCCUGAUGAUGAACUGCACGAAUUCAACUGUGAAAUUAUCGUCAAUGGAUUGCACAUCAGGAAGUCUGUGCAAUGCUUACAAGAAUACAAGGUGCAAAGGUUUACCUUGUUGCUCAUACACAACUGGGGGUUCCAAAACAGCCUACAGACUUGACAUUUCAGACACUGGUUUGACUGGUUGUACAUCAUAUGAGAGCUUUGUUAGAUUGGUUCCCACUUUACCUGUAAAAAAGUGGCCAGAAUCUGGGGUCCAGAUACAAUGGGAUGAACCUGUUGAACCUCUCUGCACAUCGUCUUUAGAUUGCCAUGGAUUGGAAAAUUCAACGUGUUUGCCUAAUCGUGUUGUUGCAGGAUCAAAGAAGAGGUGUUUCUGCAAUGAAGGACUUCGAUGGAAUUUGAUUAAUGGAACUUGUGAAGUCAGGAAGUGUAAGAAAAGAGGUUGUCCUCAUCACAUAAACCGAAAGAAAAUUUAUCACGGUUUGAUAUUUGCAGCAUGUGGAAUCGCUAUCAUCAUAAUAUUUUUUGUACUAGUUCAGCAGCAUAAGAAGCACAUCAAAAGAGAAGCUCAUCGUAGACUGGUCAGGCAACGUGAAGAAGUAUUAAAUGCCCACAACCAUGGGAAAGCUGCUAAAUUAUUCUCUGGUAAAGAGAUGAGGAGAUCGACAAACAACUUUUCCAAGGAAAAUCUUCUUGGUGUAGGUGGAUUUGGGGAAGUCUAUAAGGGUAAUUUAGACGAUGGAACACUAGCUGCUAUUAAAAAAGCAAAGCCAGGAAAGACUCUAGGAAUGGACCAAGUCCUAAAUGAAGUCUGCAUACUUUGCCAAGUAAAUCAUCGGAGUCUUGUCAGAUUGCUUGGCUGCUGUCUUGAUCUAGACAUGCCAGUAUUGGUGUAUGAGUAUGUUCCUAACGGAACACUCUUUGAGCACCUACAUGGGCGCUACUCCAACGAAUGGGGGACCCUAACUUGGCAAAGGAGACUCUUCAUUGCUAAGCAAACAGCUGAUGGUCUUGCAUACCUCCAUUUCUCUGCUGUGCCACCCAUUUUCCACCGGGACAUCAAAUCAAGUAACAUAUUACUAGACGAAAAACUUGAUGCCAAAGUUUCAGAUUUCGGCCUCUCAAGGCUGGUCGACACUGAGGCAACCCAUAUAUCUACAUGUGCUCAAGGAACACUUGGUUACCUUGAUCCAGAAUACUAUCAGAAUUACCAAUUAACUGAUAGAAGUGAUGUUUACAGCUUUGGGGUUGUUCUAUUAGAGCUCCUUACUUCCAAGAAGGCUAUAGAUUUUAAUAGGGAAGAUGAUGUGAACCUUGCUGUUUAUGUAACUAAUUUGGCAGACAAAGAGAAACUGUUUGAUGCCGUUGAUGCAGGACUUACAAAGCAGGCCAAUAAUCUAGAACUAGAAACUAUGAAAGCAUUCGGUCUUCUUGCUGUAGCAUGUGUGGAUGAACAACGGAAAAAUCGACCUUCUACGAGAGAAGUUACAGAGGAACUUGAAUACAUCAUUAGUAUCAUUUCCCAAGAGCCAAAUAAUGACUCCAAAACAGACGGAAUUAAGAUUGUUCCUUGAAUGCAUAUUUGCUGCAGCACUGUGUGGAUUAUAGUGUUUCGAA